Molecule: messenger RNA, 5493 nt
Organism: Nestor notabilis (Kea)
Lineage: Eukaryota; Metazoa; Chordata; Aves; Psittaciformes; Psittacidae
Gene: KIF20B
Product: kinesin family member 20B
Exons: 30
Biological process (GO): mitotic spindle assembly; microtubule-based movement
Cellular component (GO): nucleus; spindle microtubule
Molecular function (GO): plus-end-directed microtubule motor activity; microtubule binding; ATP binding
Source: RefSeq, a predicted model, not a curated record
AUGGAACCAAUGCUGGAUAAUGAGGGAUUUUUCAGACGGUCCUAUAUUACUAGUGUUGAGCCACCUCAAAGAACAGGACCAGUAAAUGUGGAAGAUAUUAAAGCAGAUCUCUCUACUGAAUUUUCUUUGGUUUCUCUAAGCUCGGACUCAAGCCAGAGGAGCAGUUUGGAGUCUAAGGGACAUAUACAAGUUUGUCUGCGUAUUAGGCCAUUUACAUCAUUGGAAAGAGAGAAUGAAUUCCAGGACUGUGUUUCACUUGAAGACUCAACAAGCAUCAUACUGAAGCCCCCCAAAAACUCUUUGAAUCGACUAAGUGAGAAGAAUGUAGGACAGAUGAUACAGAAGUUCACUUUUUCACGAGUGUUUGGACCCGAAACAACUCAAGAAGAAUUCUUUGAAGGUGCCAUGAGGCAACCAGUGCAGGAUUUCCUCGAUGGAUAUAAUCGCCUCAUUUUUACAUAUGGCGUUACAAAUGCUGGGAAAACCUACACAUUCCGAGGGACAGAAGAUGAUGUCGGAAUUCUGCCAAGGGCCAUGGAUAUGUUGUUUAAAAGCAUUCAAGGAAAGUUAUACACAGCAAUGGAUCUCAAACCCCAUCGAUGUAGAGAUUAUAUAAAGCUGACUAAAGACCAAGUGAGAGAAGAAAUUGCUAUUAAAAAUUCAAUACUUCGCCUAACAAAAGAGGUAGAGAAUCACUUCUUCCUAUACUGAUGAGCAUGCAUAUCUUUAGAUAGCUCAAUGCCUAUAUUGACUUGUAAUAUUUUGUUCUUGGUAGAUAUGGAAGAACUCUUAAAAGACUCGGAACAAUCUAGCACAACUGUGGAAAAUUACAUGAAGUUUUCUGUUUGGGUUUCAUUUUUUGAGAUUUACAAUGAAUGUUUUUAUGAUCUCCUGAUUCCAAUAUCAAAUGACAAAAAAAGAAGAACACUACGCCUUGCUCAAGACAUCAAGGGAUGUUCUUAUGUAAAAGGACUGCAGUGGAUACAGAUUUCUGAUUCUAAAGAAGCUUUUCGACUUCUAAAACUGGGGUUGAAGCAGCAGAGUAUUGCAAGCACGAAACUAAAUGCUUACUCCAGCAGGAGUCACAGCAUAUUCACAGUUAAGGUAUUGAAAAUUGAAGAUUCAGGAGCACCACAAGUAAUUCGAGUCAAUGAAUUGUCAUUGUGUGAUCUUGCUGGCUCAGAAAGAUGUACCAAGACCCGUAAUGAAGGUGAUAGAUUGAAAGAGAGUGGAAAUAUAAACACCUCUCUCCUGAUUCUAGGCAAGUGUAUUAAUGCACUCAAGAACUGUCAACAGUCAAAGUUGCAGCAACACAUACCCUUUCGGGAAAGUAAGCUAACGCACUAUUUCCAAGGAUUCUUCAGUGGAAAGGGGAAGAUAUAUAUGAUAGUAAACAUAAGCCAAUGUGCCUCAGCGUAUGAUGAAACACUUAAUGUGCUAAAGUUCUCAGCCAUUGCACAAAAAGUCUUUGUUAUGGAUGGAUCUGUUCUUCCCCAAGUUCAGUCAUUUGGCCAGAAGUCAUCGCUACUUGACACAAAAAUGCCAAUCCCAAGGAAAAGAACUACUAUCCUAUGGGACAGGAGCUUAGAAGAUGUGAUUGAAGAUGAUGAUGAUGAGGAACAGCAUGUGUCAAGAGAAGAAGCAGUGCAGAAACAUGAAGCAAAUCAAGUUUGUAUUGGAAAAGAAGAUUAUAUGACGCUGCUGAAUCUCAUAGAAGAUUUGAAGAAGAAACUUAUUGCUGAAAAGAAUAAUAAGUUACUGUUGGAACUAAAAAUUCGUGAAGAAGUGACGCAAGAAUUUACGCAGUUUUUUGCUAAACGGGAAAGAGAUUUCAAAGAGUGCCUUUCUCAGGAACGAGAACGACUUGAAGAGAAUUCUGAAAGACGCCUGGAAAUCUUCAAGGAACUUGUAAAUGGUUAUAUUAAAAACACAGAUGAAGGAAGUAAAUUAAAAGAUCGGCCUAGCAGUGAGCAAGCUGGACCUCUGGAUGAAGAACAUAGCAUUGUGCCAGGCACCUACAUUGAUCUUGAGGGCGUUAUUGCUUCUCUGCAGGAUGAUGUUGCAGAUAUCAAAAAGCAAGCAGAAGAAGCACAUAGGUACAUUGGGUGCCUAGAGGACCCACAGAAAGCUAUAGCUUGGCUUGAAAAAGAACUGGGAAAAACUACCAUUGAACUAACUAAGACCCAAGAAGAGCUGACAAGGAAAACCAGGGAACUAAACAAAACUGAAGAAGAGCUGGCAAAGAAAAGCAAAGACAUCGAAACACAGAUGAUAAAAUUAGCUGAGUCAUCUGAGCAGCUUAAAGAAGCAGCUGAGAAAAUGAAUACACAGAAUAAAAGGAUUCAAGAACUAAUGGACAUUGUGGAGCAAAAAGAUGAUGUUAUUACGAGACUACAAGACCUAAUAUCCCUUUUAGAGGAAACCGUAAAAGACUAUGACAACACUGUAACUAGCCUUAAAAGAAUGGCAGAAAAAACCUCUAAUCAGGUGAUUGAAAGCAGCCAAUUCAAGGAUUGUGAGGAUACUGUAUUAGAAGUGGGAAGAAAACGCUCCUUUGAAAAUGGGCCUACUGUGGAAGAAGAGCCACCUACAAAGAAAGGUACAAUUUCUACCAUCACUCAAGAUGGGGCCUCUCAAAAAAACUUGAUUAGUAUUCCAGAAGAGAAACUAAAAGUUGUGAAACGAGAUACAAAAGAGAGUUGGGAACAUGACUCUUUGGAGCAAAAGAGAACUGAAUGUCUGAAAACAAAUGCUUCUGAGAACUUUGCAGAAAUACUAGCACUGAGGGAAAGAACUGAAACCUUGGAAGGUCAGCUAGCUGCACUUGAAGAAAACAAAAAAGAGUUUAGCGAGCAGAUAACAAACUUGCACCUCAAGCUCUCUGCUUCUGAAGAAAGGGCUUCUGGCUUAGGUGAAGAACUUCAGCAGUGUCGAGCUGAUUAUCAGGAGAUUGCUUCCGAAUUGGAUAAACAGAAAACUAUAAAUAGAGAACAAGAAGAAAAGAUUGUUCAGCUAAAUAAUGAAGUAGAAGCAGCAAAACAAAAUAUAAUUGAUAAAGUGUCACAAAUUAAAGCAAUGCUGACCAAAGUAGAUGAGUUGUAUAAAUGUCAGUCGCUAACUGAGUCUUAUGCUAUGGAUAUUGAUUUUGUUAAUCUAAUAGCUUCCUUAGACUCUCAAAAAGGCAAACCAGAGAGAGCUCAAGUGAGUUCUGUAUACAUGCAGUCCCAAACUGCUUCUUCAGAAGAUCAGAGAUGGGAGGGCUCCUUUCACAGCAGUGUUGAAAGCAUUUGGGAAGAAUGCAAGAAUAUUAUAAAGGUUUCUUCACAAAAAAGUCAGCGGAUUCAAGAACUACUUCAACAAGUUGAAGACUUAAAGAAAGGACUUGAUGACUCUGAGAAUUGUAAUAAUCAACUGAAAAUAAAAUUAAAUGAAAUUGCAAAUCAAGAUCAUCAGUCCUCAAAGGAAAAAGAACUUAUGAGUCAGUUACAAGAACAAAUCCAGAAGAAAACAGAGGAUUUUGAAAAACAGGCUGCAGAAGAUCACAGAGUAAUUGCACAGUUUGAGGAGGAAGUUACCACCUACAAAGGAAAAAUAAGAGAGCUUGAAUGCCUAUUGGAGGCUUUCAGAGCUAAAGAUGACAGCAUAGAAAAGUUAGAAGUAGUACUCAAAGAAAAAGAAUCUAUUAUUUUAAAUCUAGAAACUAAUACAGCAGUUCUGCAAGAGAAAUGUGCUAAUUCAGACCAAAAAAUUAAAGAACUAAAUGAUAAAGAAGCAAGUCUGAAGGAGGAAAUUGUGCAGUUGAUGAACAGUUUGGAGAACGUGAAACACUGUCUUCAGGAGAAAGAGAAAAAUGAGGAUGAACAAAUACGAUCUAUAGAAUUGCUACAUAAAGAUCUUUCUGAGAGUUCCGCCCUUGUACAGAGUUUGAAGGAAGACUUACAGAGGGAAAAGGAAAAAUAUACAGAUUUGAAAGAGAAAUUUUCUGAUGCCAAGAAACAAAUUCAGCAAGUACAAGAAGAGGUGGGUACAAUGCGAUCUGAGGAGAAAUCACUGAGGAACAAAGUUAAUGAACUUCAGAGAAUUAAAAACCAGCUUACUGAAGAAUUAGAGAGCAAACAGCGCACAGUUCUGCAACUUAAAAAGCAGUUGAAUAAUGAGAAGCUGGAAGAAAUCUCCAAAGAGUAUGAGAAAACAUGUAAAGAUCUGUGUGCAAAGGAAAAAAUAAUUGAAGAUAUGCGGAUGACAUUAGAAGAACAAGAACAGACACAGAUUGAACAAGAAGAAGUGAUUGAAGCCAAACUAGAAGAGACCAACAGAUUAGUUUUGGGUAACCUAUGGAAAGGGAAUAGGGAGGAAAAUGAGGCAAAGUAUCAAACUGAUAGAAAGAAGUGGCUGGAGGAAAAAAUGACACUUAUACAUCAAGUAAAAGAUGCUGAGAUCCUUCACAACAGAGAAAUGAGAAAAUUUGAGGAAGAAAGAGAACACCAUGUAAAGCAACAAGCAGAAAUUGAAAGACUUGCUGCAGAGCUGGUAGAAAAGGACAACAAUCUUCAAAAGUGGCGUGAAGAAAGAGAUAAAUUAGUAGAAGCUUUGGAAGUACAGCUCAAGACUUUGGCUUCUAACACCACACAAAAAGAUAAGGAAAUAGCAGAACUGAAACAGGCUGCACUAAAGGAUUUGGGAAAGGAAACUGAUAUAGAAGAACUAAGAAAACAGCUGGCUGAGAAAGAUGACUUUAUAAAGGAGCUGAAACAACAGAUAAACCAUGAAAGUCUUCAGUCUUUGGCAAAAGUACCUUUGCCUGAAGAAGGACAAGAUGAAAUAGAUCAGUCUGUAAACAAAGAGGACCAUUCGGAAAUUGUCCUUGACUCGUCUGAAGUGUCUACAGAAAAUGGAAAAACUAGUCGGUUCCCAAAACCAGAGAUGGAAAUCCAGUUCACACCUUUGCAACCCAGUAAGAUGGAGGUGAAGCACCAGGGCAGCACCAUACCAGUUACAGUUAAAAUGCUCAAGCCAAGAAAGAAAAGAAAAAGUGAAGAGAUGGAUGAGGAUUUUGUGAAAAGUGAGAACAGAAAAAAUGCAAAACCUCCUAUGACUAAUUCUCCUUCUCCAAGCAACAAGAAAAUGAUGUCUACUAUGCAGCUUAGAAAACCAUACCCCUUAAGAAAGCAAGAAUCCACUUCAAGUAAAAAGUCUGCUAAAAAGAAAGAUGGAACACUACAAAAAAUUGGAGAUUUCUUCCAAAGUUCUCCUACUAUUAUUCAGUCUAAAGCAAAGAAGCUGAUUGCAACAAUAAGCUCUCCUAAUUCUGCAGAACCAGAAAGUGUCAAAGAAAAUGAGCUCAAGCCAAAAAGAGCUAAGAGAAAGCUGUAUUCAACUGACAUUUCUUGCCCUCUAGAUAUCCCUGCUUCUUCGAUCCUUAUAGAACAAAAAGAGAAGGAAAGCGAUCAUCUAAUCAUCAAGCGACGGCUUCGAUCAAAACCAGCUAAAUAA